AUGUCAACAACAGAGAACACAACAACAGUUAUAGUCCAUGAAGCUAUAAAUGAAGAAUAUGAGUGGGUUCAGUUUAACAAACAACUCCGUCUCAUUCGUUCGGUCAAAGACGAUAUGUACCAAAUGCAAAGUAUUUUGACAGCAUGUUUUGCUCCAGAUACUAAACACGCAGACGACUGGUUCAAAAACCAAAGCACACAAGAACUUUUGAGUGAAAUUUCUCUAGACCGAUUUUUUCCGGCCAUGCAUAAAACACAUGAAAAUCGUAAAAAUUUGCCAAUAAAUUUAAGAGGUUGGUAUGUACAUAGACUUCUUGUAAAUGCUGUUGCAAUGUGGGCUUCUCCUCGUUAUGCAUGGCAUGUUUACAUGAUGUUAGAUGAACUAUAU
Messenger RNA from Trichomonas vaginalis G3, 387 nucleotides. Its product is annotated as KilA, N-terminal/APSES-type HTH, DNA-binding family. NCBI's taxonomy places the organism in Eukaryota, Parabasalia, Trichomonadida, Trichomonadidae. The annotation marks the transcript as partial. The transcript has a single exon. The record is from RefSeq and is a predicted model, not a curated record.